AUGGUGUAUGGGGGCAAGCCGAGCACCGGAUGUUACCUUUGUCGUAAGCGGAAGAUCAAGUGCGAUGAAGCGCACCCCGAGUGUCGGAAUUGCAAAAUAUAUGGCCGACCAUGUCCAGGCUACCGACCUGAUGCAGUCUUCCGCAAUGAAACCCAGAAGGUAGAGCGACUAGUGAAGAACAGUGGAAGUGCGAGCAGUGCAAGUGGGAGUGCACAAAGCACACCUACUUCGGCUACUUCGGCUGCUUCGACUAUUGCCGUUGUCGCUCCCCAGCGCAAAAGCACUCAAUUUCAUACGAAUGACCCAUUAAAUUUAUAUUCGCCUACCGACUCAACCUGGGAAGAGCGCGCUUUGUGCUAUUUCUUUGAUCAAUAUACCAUCCAAGCGGAUGAGGAUGGCGGUCAUUUGGACUACAUUCCUCCGCUAUAUGCGCGAGAGAUAGGACAGACCAGCGACUCAACACCAUCUUGCCUGAAGUGGGCAGUUGAUGCCACAGCGUUGAUGACCCUCGCCAACGCUAAGAAUGCGCCUGUUCUCAUGAAUAAGGCUCGACAAGGCUAUGGUAAAGCUUUGCGGGGCUUGCAGGAGGCUUUGAAUUCGCCAAUCCAUGCAGUCAAGGAUGAGACAUUCGCAUCAGUUGUUCUGCUCUCAUUGUAUGAAGAUAUCUCUGGCGAGCGGAAUGGGUUAUUCAGCUCGCACACAGCGGGCUUUGAGUUCUUGAUGAAGCUUCGGGGCGCAGGGCAGAUGGGCCACCAGCGUGGUCGCGAUAUGUUCAACUUUGCUUACACGCACACUUAUGUCGAGAUCCUUGCAUUGGGAGACAAUCCCCGCUUCGACCUUGAUUGGGUUAGUGGAAUGCUGAACAGCGAUUGUCCCGUCGAACAACUCAUGCUGUCGGCAUCUAAGUUAACACGGCUCUUCCUUUUAAUGCGAUCCACUCCCCAACCCCCAGAUCAGGCGACCGUGGAAUCAUGGAUCACCGCUGGCCGAGAAUGCGACGCCGAACUUUCUCAGUGGACUCAAACUCUGCCCGACCGAUGGCUUCCACUCGUGGUGUAUUCAGCCCACGGCGAAUCCCUCUUAACCUAUAACCGCAUUUCCAACGCCAUCAUCUGGUACUAUUACCGCGCAGUGCGAGUGAUGUUGCAACAGUUGCUUCUCGGCUUGAAUCGGACUCUUACUACCAUCAAAACAGCCAACAAGCAGUGGUCGAGCUCCGGAACAAGCGGCUCCGGGAUGGAUUUCGAGCCCCUCGAUGAAGCAAACUUGCUUGCUGUCAUUUGUGAAAUGACCACGGAUACUUGUCGCAGUAUUCCCUUCUCGUUGGCUGAUGUUGACUCUCUCGGCCGUCCCAAUCAAGCACACAGUCCACUACAGAUCCGUGCAGCUCAAGGGUACGGUCUCCUCUGGCCCCUUUGGUACGUGCUCUCCUGUGGCAUGCCCACCGAGGCACAGGUACAACAAAUUCGAACGGCAUUAUGGCGAGUUGGGUCCAAACUGGGUAUCAAACUGGCUUUGAUUCUUGCUCGCGAGGCAGAAACGAUACGUGGGACGCAGACCGACAUCACUGCGGGUAUGAAUCAGCGAUUCUGA
This is a messenger RNA of Penicillium salamii, 1593 nucleotides long. The record is from the annotation of a GenBank genome assembly. NCBI's taxonomy places the organism in Eukaryota, Fungi, Ascomycota, Eurotiomycetes, Eurotiales, Aspergillaceae.